AUGAAUGAUUCAGAUGUUUUUAAAAUUUUACUAAUUGGUGAUUCAGCAGUUGGAAAAACAUCGUUAUUAUUAAGAUUUACAGAUCCCAAUAAUUUUCAAGAGACUUCAGUAAAUAUGACUAGUGUUGAUUAUAAAAAUAAAAAUAUAACUAUUGAUGGAAGAACAUUUAAUUUACAAAUUUGGGAUACAGCAGGACAAGAGAGAUUCAGAACAAUUACAUCAUCUUUUUAUAGAGGAGCACAUGGUGUUUUAGUAUGUUAUGAUGUCACUGAUCAACUUACAUAUAAUAACGUUGGGUUAUGGAUGCAAGAAAUUCAAAGAUAUGGAGUACUUGGAGUUAGUAGAGUUUUAGUUGGAAACAAAUGUGAUCUCGAAGAUAGAAAAUUGGUUAACGCUUCAAUUGCCCAAGAAUACGCUGAUAUUCUCGGUAUUCCAUUCAUUGAAACUUCUGCUACAACUGGUGUUAAUGUAGAAGAGGCUUUCAUGGCAAUGGCAGAUGAAAUUUAUAGAAAUCAUAUAGGUGGCUCAAAACCUUCUGUUGUAAAACCAGUAUGUGGAAGUCCUCCCCGCACGAAAAAAAAUAUUUGCUAA
This is a messenger RNA of Dictyostelium discoideum AX4, 591 nucleotides long. RefSeq names its product Rab GTPase (gene rabG1). Gene Ontology annotation, molecular function: GTP binding; GTPase activity. The transcript has a single exon. The record is from RefSeq and is a predicted model, not a curated record. Lineage: Eukaryota; Evosea; Eumycetozoa; Dictyosteliales; Dictyosteliaceae. The coding region runs from base 1 to 591 and encodes 196 amino acids. Gene Ontology annotation, cellular component: plasma membrane.